UGCAGCGACAGCCUGUCAACUCAGAUUCCAAGCAGUGACAGUAGCUGGAGUGUGUUGGUAGGGAGACCGUGGAGGGCGUAUCUCCGCAAUGCCAAAUAAAGUGAAAAAGGAGAAGGAAUCUCCGAAGCCUGUAAAAGCUAACAAACCAGGAGGAAAAGAUGGACAAGAAAAUUAUACUGAACAUGAAGGCUCCAACAGGAAGAACAAUACCACCAGUGCCCCACCCACCACGCAGCUGCUGAAGGGGAAACAGCUCGGCCCCCAGACGCCCACGAAGAAGGAGAAGAGGCAAAGCUCCUCCCGCUUCAGCCUCAGCAACAACCGAGAGCUGCAGAAGCUGCCCGCCUUACAAGAUGUCCCGCCCGCGGAGCAGGAGAAGCUCUUCGUCCAGAAGCUGCGGCAGUGCUGCGUGCUCUUCGACUUCGUUUCGGACCCGCUGAGCGACCUGAAAUGGAAGGAGGUGAAGAGGGCGGCGCUGAGCGAGAUGGUGGAGUACAUCACGCACAACCGCAGCGUCAUCACCGAGCCCAUCUACCCCGAGGUGGUCCACAUGUUCGCAGUGAACAUGUUCCGGACGCUGCCGCCGUCCUCCAACCCCACGGGGGCGGAGUUUGACCCCGAGGAGGACGAGCCCACGCUGGAGGCCGCCUGGCCGCAUCUCCAGCUCGUCUAUGAAUUCUUCCUGAGGUUUUUAGAGUCUCCCGACUUUCAGCCAAAUAUAGCGAAGAAGUACAUCGACCAGAAGUUUGUGAUGCAGCUUUUAGAACUGUUUGACAGCGAGGACCCUCGGGAGAGAGACUUCCUGAAAACCACUCUGCACCGGAUUUACGGAAAGUUUCUGGGCCUGCGGGCCUACAUCAGGAAACAGAUCAAUAACAUAUUCUAUAGGUUCAUUUAUGAAACAGAGCACCAUAAUGGAAUAGCAGAAUUGCUGGAGAUAUUAGGAAGCAUAAUCAAUGGGUUUGCCUUACCGCUGAAAGAGGAACACAAGAUUUUCCUGCUGAAGGUUUUGCUGCCUUUACACAAGGUCAAGUCGCUGAGCGUCUACCAUCCGCAGUUGGCGUACUGUGUGGUCCAGUUCCUAGAAAAGGACAGCACUCUCACAGAACCAGUGGUUAUGGCUCUUCUCAAAUACUGGCCAAAGACACACAGCCCGAAGGAGGUGAUGUUCCUGAACGAGCUGGAGGAGAUCCUGGACGUGAUCGAGCCCACGGAGUUUGUGAAGGUCAUGGAGCCGCUGUUCCGACAGCUGGCCAAGUGCGUCUCCAGCCCGCACUUCCAGGUGGCAGAGAGAGCGCUGUACUACUGGAACAACGAGUACAUCAUGAGCCUCAUCAGCGACAACGCGGCCAAGAUCCUGCCCAUCAUGUUCCCCGCCCUCUACCGCAACUCCAAGACCCACUGGAACAAGACCAUCCACGGUCUGAUCUACAAUGCCCUGAAGCUCUUCAUGGAGAUGAACCAAAAGCUGUUUGAUGACUGCACCCAGCAGUUCAGAGCAGAGAAGAACAAAGAAAAAGCUAAAUGGAAAGAGCGGGAAGAGGCUUGGGUGAAAAUCGAGAACCUUGCCAAAUCCAACCCACAGUUCCUGGUGUACGUCGAUUCCUCCAGCCUCAGCAGUCCAGUGGAAAUGGAGACGGACGGGCCUUUGAUAGAAGACGUCGCCAUGCUAAAGAAGACCGUAGAAGAAGAAGCUACCCAGCUGAGCAGGGACCAGCGGAAGGAGCGGCCCCUGGUGCGGCGCAAGUCCGAGCUGCCUCAGGAUAUCUACACCGUCAAAGCCUUGGAGACUCAUCGCCGUGCCGAAGACAUGAUCACCACCAACGACGGUCACUAGGCCCCGCCCUCUCCGCAGGUCCUCUCCCCGUCCCCAGUCUCGACCGACCGCCGCGCUCGCCUCGGCCUGCCCCUCCGUCUCCUCGGCCGCUAGGCCCCGCCCCCUCAUCCCGCAGAAUCCACCGCGUUGAAAGUAGCGGCGGCGCAGGAAAGGGGCGGGGCCCCCUCUCCCGUAACCUCCCCCACCCCCCCCUCCUCCUCAUGUGGACUGGACGCAUGCCUACGCCGUCCCCUCACUCUGGUCAUUAGGAUUUCUGCAUUCUCAGGUGUUCCAUUUGAUUUGAUUUCUCCUUUUGUUUUUCCAUUUCAUGUACCCUGAAUGUUACGUUGCCUGGAUUGGACGUUUUCUUGUCAUUUCGUAAAAAAAAAAAAUACAAAAUAACAAUAACUAAUAAUAUAAAAGAGAAGCAUUUUGUUUUCCCGGCUAGGCUCUGGUUCCGAGCGCGAUCAAAACCGUGCCGGGGCAUCCACAGACGGGACAGAGACUGGUGGGAGGUGGUCACCCAAGUACCCAAAAAAGGGGGGCACUUUGGAGGACAGACUUUUCACUCACCUUUUUUUUUUUUUACGCCGGGAACAGCUGCCAGUGCCAAUAGCUGACUGUUUGUUUUUGAUCACACCCAUAGCGUUUUCUGAUUUUUUUUUCCCCAACUGGAAGGAUGGGAGGUGGUGGGGGGGGGGGGGGCGGGGCGAGCAGAGAGCGUUUCCUUGGCUCUAGGCUUUUUAAUUAAGGUAUUCAUUUUGACGUGUCACGCUAAAGAUGACAGAAUCGGAUGAGGCCCUCCCCCCCAAACAGAAUUUCCUAGAAGAAUGACUUCUGCCCUCCACUGAACAUCAGUAGGAACUAUGUCAUUUUGUGCCAUACCAAUUGCUUGUAACUUAAGUAAAAAAGAAAAAAAAAAACAUGCAUUUUUAACUUUUGUUUUUUGAGCAGGUUCUUUAGGCCAUGAGUUUGUCCAAAAUGGAGUGUAUUUGGUGGUUCAAACAAUGGUAGAUUUCUUUUUAAGAGCAACAUGUUGAGAGUUUGUUCGGGCAAGGUUUUUUUUUUUUUUUUUUUUUUUUGGUUUGUACAAAGUGUAUAAAAGAUACAAAAAAGGCAUGUUUCUUCUAUGGGUUUUGGAACACAUAUUUAACUAAGUUUUCUCUUUUGUAAGCUUGACUCUUUUGUAAGUUAAAAAGUUUCAUUUAUUUUUGUACCACUGAAAAGGACUGUGGGUAGUCGCUGUGGGCUGCGGAAGGAGGCGGUCCUUCCUGCUGGAGGCAGGUCCGUAGACGCACCGCCUGCCGCAUCACUGAAAGGGCGGGGCUUAUCCUGGCCGUGACAGAGACUACAAGACCCAGCCCGAGGAGAUGCAGUGUAGGGUGGGGGGGGGGGGGGGAUCGGUCUCACAACCAGACUCACUGUACCCCUCCAGCUUUAGGCACAGUCAGCAAAGUUACGCAGAGUUCCUGUCCCCGUGGGGAGAAUACGCCCUAGCUAUUUAAACAACGAAUACCCUAACUGACAAUACCCGGAAAUGUAAAUGGAGAUUUCUCGCAAUAUUUUUACCUUUUGCGUUACUCCUUGUCCAGAACAAGACUUCAUAACUAACAUAGGGGUUUGCUGGGGCAAGUUCACUCACAUCCAACUGUAAGUUGACAGGUCGUGAAGGACAGUUUCAUGAGUUAAAAUGCACGGCCUUUCUUUUCAUAGUGCCUUUAUUGUAAAGAUAUUAUGAAAUAUAAUUGCCCUAUUACUAAGAGAUGAGUCAAAAAACAGAUUCAGUGUCAGGCAAUAACAAUCUAUUCACAUAACCUAUUGUCGAGUUGUGAAAGCGAACAUGCAUGCAGUCUAGAACUGUUGGGGGUGCACUUUUUGAACAUUCCUGGUUUGAAUCUCACGUCAGUGCACGCAAAUGAAUUUCUCGCAUUAAAGAGACGGCAUUAUGAGAAAGUCCAUUCAACUACCUAUGAGCACUUCCUGUCAGACUUGAAUAACACCCUUCGGUGAUGGAUCCCGCCUGAAAUGAAUUGUCUUGCUGCCAUCCACGGUCGCUCCAUGUACUUCUUCAUGUACCAGAGGCUGUCCCAGCACAGAGAGGAGAAGGGUGCUGUUCUUUUUAAUAUUUAUGUGUCUGUGCAGAUACCAUUGUUUGAACUUCCACCUCCGUUAAACUGGUUUGUUUCUUCUCUAGAGCUGAACGGCUUCAGGUGUUCAGUGUGUCUGUGUUAAGUGAUUCCUGGAAGCUUGCGAGGUUUUUUUUUUUUUUUUUUUUCCUCUUUGGAGCUUGUUGUCAAUGUUUGGUUGAAUGUGUUCAGUGUAAAUUAAACUGCAUAUGACCACUUUCGGAAUUUUAUUGUUCUUUUUUUUUGUUUUUUGUGUCAUCGGCAAUAUCCACCGAUCGUGUCCCUUCCCCCUUAAAUUCACUGCAGGAAAUGAAUUUAAAAAGACUAUGCGGUUCCAGUGCGUUUUCUGUGGCAGGAAAAGCUGUCUGCUGUUUCUUGUAUUGCGGCUGUGGCACAGUUGACUUGAGCUUGGAUGCAAAGGCGGGAAAAUAAAGAGCAGCGUUUUAGUGAUGUUUCCUCCAUGAAACUGCUUUAGUUCAUUGCCCCCUAGAGGGAUUUGUUAUUUUUACACGCUUUCCAAAAUCCGACAUAAGUGUCCUUUGCUUUGCAACCUGUACUAAAUGGCUUCAUCUGAUAUUGUACAUAUAAUGUACUUUGUUUUAUGUAGUGUUGUAUCUAUUAAACAUUAGAUUUCAUAUUUUGUACAAAAAUGGUCCUAUGUACAGAAUAAAAGGUUAAUAGCAACUGCAAA
Messenger RNA from Anguilla rostrata (American eel), 4633 nucleotides. RefSeq names its product serine/threonine-protein phosphatase 2A 56 kDa regulatory subunit gamma isoform-like. Gene Ontology annotation, biological process: signal transduction; protein dephosphorylation. Gene Ontology annotation, molecular function: protein phosphatase activator activity. Gene Ontology annotation, cellular component: nucleus; protein phosphatase type 2A complex; cytosol. NCBI's taxonomy places the organism in Eukaryota, Metazoa, Chordata, Actinopteri, Anguilliformes, Anguillidae. Bases 89 to 1837 code for a protein of 582 amino acids. The transcript has 16 exons. The record is from RefSeq and is a predicted model, not a curated record.